Molecule: messenger RNA, 8773 nt
Organism: Xyrichtys novacula (pearly razorfish)
Lineage: Eukaryota; Metazoa; Chordata; Actinopteri; Labriformes; Labridae
Source: the annotation of a GenBank genome assembly
GAGAGAGAGAGAGAGAGAGAGAGAGAGAGAGAGGUUAUAGCAGUCUGAGGGAGUCCCGGAGCUCCAGCAGACUCCGGGCAGUUUCUGGACCACUUUACCUAGACGAUGGACCUCAUAUUUGAGGCAUUCUGCAUGUGGAGCGGUGGGGGGUGGUAAAGGGAGCCAGUAACUCUCCUCUCCGCUCUGCUUCAUUUCCUUUUCUCCUCCGGCUCCGAAAGCUGUGGAGCUACUUCAACGGCAGCUCCGGAGCAGCGCGGCCGGCGGGGAGUGUUUGAGGAAAGAUCCGGAGGGAGGACGCAGGUCCGCUGACCGCUCCUGACCUAAACUUCACUGCCUUCCUGGAUGUUACGUUCUGGCGCUUACACAUUGAACAUAAUGCCACCGGUCAGCGGGAAACCGAGAGAGAGCAGCCCGGAGCCGCAGCGGGAGCGGGAGCGGGAGCUGGGAGCGGACACAGCGGGCAGGAUGCGGACUCUGUGCCCGGUGUGAGCGCAGUGUGCAAAGAGAAGAGCUGAGCGGCUGGAUGUGCAGCCGCAGGACUAACAGUUCCCCUGGAGGUAAGAUCGGGAGAAUAUAAAGCUCUCGGACUUCUCUUAACUGCGCGUUCUUUUUUUUUUUUUUUUUGGAGAGGAAUCAUUAGUCUAGCACAACUCUCAAAAGAUGAACAAUUUGUCAUGAACACGCAGACUAAACGGGUUUUUAUGACAUUCUCUUGGUUCUUUAAACAUCAGUGCUUCUUUUAUUACUGAGCAAAGAUAACUGUAAUAGGCUGUGAAUGAGGUUAAGGUAGACAGAAAUGCCUCCUGGUGAUCCUUUGAGUGCUGCGCGCUCUCUGAAGCUCUGGUUCGUCCCCCAAACUGGGACGCUGCUGCUGAACAACAUAGCCAGUCUUCUUCCUCUUCUUCUUUAGGACUUUCUGCAGGUCUAAGAUGAAUGUAGGCUGUGCAGCAGGAUUGAAGCCAAAGAGCCGACCGAUAAAAACCGUGCUGAGGUCGGGGUCACCGUAAUUGGACCCCCCCCAACAUUACAUAACUAUUGAAGUGCCUUGGCCACAAAUCAAUGCAAUCUGUCAAUUGGCUGCUGCCUGGUGCUAUUUUAUUAAUCAUCGCCAGUACCCAGCGAACAAGCACCAGUAAUACAUAAUUAUCACUUGACUGCAGGGGUGCAUUGAGUUAUAGGCCCACAAAGCUGCAGUUUGUGAAUGUUUUUUAGGAAUAGAAGUCUUUUUCCAGAGCAGGUGCUGUUCACUCUCUGAGAUCUCUCUACUUUGUUUUAAUCUCAUGACCUUGCCUGCUCGGUUGCACCUUCCCUCACUGUAAGAAACCCUCAUCGAUCUCAGUUUUGUCCCUGUGUGAGGAAUUUGUCUCAUCUUAUCUGUGCUGACAGGCUGUGUUCAUCAACAUCCAGCUCUGCUGCUCUUCCUUCAGUGAGGUUACACUUAAUGAAUCAAGAGAGGAAGGAAUGCAGUCCAGGUUUGCAGAAAUGAAGAGCACUUAUUUGACUUUUUGGCAAAUCUACCUCAGAAAUACUUUAACCUCCAUUAACCUCUCCAUAAAUUCUGCAUACUAUGAGGCUGAGCAUUGUUCUGAUAUGUACAGCAGUGUCUAAAAGCAUUCGAUAUAGCUGAAAAUGGUGGAUCAGGUGUUGUCUAGAAUCAAGUUUUAUCUUGUUUCUCCCAGAAUCAUCUCAGAUAGUUUCUGUGUGCAGCCUGCAUGCAGCAGCCACCUGGAACUCCUGUCUGUUCACCAGGAUCAACAAAGAUUUUAAAUUUGGUCAUGCAUGACAUGACAACGGCAGCACUAAGGUCAGAGUAUGGGCUAUGGAUGAUAAUUAUUGAACCAGAAACAAGAAAACAGCCAGUAGACCAAGAACAAGGACUCUGAAGGUCAGAGCUGUGUGUUUUAUUUUGAAAAUAAUAAGGGGCAAAAACCCUUACCAAGUUUUAUUUUUAUAUUUUUUAUUAAUUUAAUUUACUAAAAAUAAUAAAUUAAGACAGAGGGACUGUCACCCAAUACUAAAGUCAUAAUAAGCUUUUCAAAAUGAAAUCCCAGAGUACAGAAUAAAAAGAUGCUUCUGUACUUUAUUGUUGUUUUUGGUUCAAAUCAGAGAGAAAACAAGCUGUUCUCUAGUUUCUCACUUAUUUUCUUACUUUUGUGAUAUUUAAAAGCUUUGCUCAGAGCCGCAGCAGAUCAGAUAGUUUCCUGUUAAAACUGGUUUCACUGGCAAUCAGUAGAAAGGAUGCCAAUUUGGCUGCUGUUGAUGUUAGCCAAUCAGCUUUUAAAGGAUCUGAUUUUUUAAAGCUUAUUGUUUAUGACGCUGGAUGACCUGCAUCAAAACGAACUACAGUGGGAUGCGAAAGUUUGGGCAACCUAGUUUAUUUUCAUGAUUUUCCUUCAUAAAGGAAAAUUAGGAUUAAAAAAAAUCUGUUAAAUGUAUCAUAUAGGAGACAAACACAGUGAUAUUUGAGAAGUGAAACGAAGUUUAUAGGAUUUAAAGGAAGUGUGCAAUAAAUAUAUAUAUAUAUAUUUAUCUAUAUAUAUAUAUAUAUAUGUAUAUGUAUGUAAAGAGAUAGAUAGAUAGAUAGAUAGAUAGUUGAAGCCAGAAGUAACAUAACUUUUUUUCCCUACUUUCUAACAUUAAAUCAGAUUAAACCUUUACUUUUUUGGCCAAUUAGGAUUACCAAAAUUAUUUGGUAUUUCUCCUGACAGAACUGGUGUAACUGAGCCAAGUUUGUAGGCUGCCUUGCUUGCACAUGACUUUUGACUUCACAAAGAUUAGGGCUUUGUGAUGGCCACUUCAAAACAUUGACUUUGUUAUUCUUACGCCACGUUGUAACCAGUUUGGCAGUAUGCUUAGGAUCACUCUUCAUUUGGAAAACUCAUUUGCGCCCAAGCUUUAACUUCCUGGCUGAUGUCUUGAGAUGUUGCUUCAGUAUUUUCAGAUAAUGUUCUUUCCUCAUAAUGCCAUCUAUUUCAUGAAGAAUAACAGUCCCUCCUGCUGCAAAACAACCCCACAACAUUUUGCUGCCACCCCCAUAUUUUACAGUUGGGAUGGUGUUUUCAGGCUUGCAAGCUUCCCCUUUUUUUCCUCAAAGUGUAACAAUGGUCAUUAUGGCCAAAAAUCUCUAUUUCAGUUCCAUCAGACCACAGGACAUGUCCUUAAAAAUUAAGGUCUUUGUCCCUGUGUGCAUUUGCUAACUGCAAUCUGGCUUUUUAUGUUUCUUUUGGAGUCAUGGCUUCUUCCUGGAAGAAUGGCCUUUCAACCCAUGUCAGUGCUGGACUUGUUUCACUGUUGAUAAUGACACACUCUUACCAGCUUCAGCCAACAUCUUCACAAGGGCUUUUGCUGUUGUUCUUGGAUUGAUAUUAACAUUUCAGACACUUUAAGCACUGGGACGCAAAACCCGUCUCCUCCCUGAGUGGUAUGUUGUCUGGACAUUCCCAUGGUGUUUAUACUUGUGUACAAUUGUUCGAACGGAUGAAGGUGGCACCUUCAGGUGUCUAGAAAUUGAACCCAAGGAUGAACCAGACUUGUGUAGGUCCACAGGUCUUUUCCUCAUAUUUCGGCAGAUUUCUUUUGAUUUUCCCAUGACGUUACACAAAGAAGCUGUGUGUUUCAGGUGUGCCCUAAAAUUCACAGGUGUGCCUCUAAUUAACUCAGAUGUUGUCAAUAAACCUGUCAGAGGCUUUCAAAGACAUGAUAUCAUCAUCUGGACUUUCCCAAAUUCCCAAAGGCAUAGUCAUCUUGGUGUAUGUAAACUUUUGACUCUAGAGAAAGUAAUAAAAAAAUGUCUAAAAACUUCUCUCUCUCAUUAUUCUGGCAUUUAGCAAAUAAAAAUAAUUGACCAAAUAAUAAAAAUAAUUGACCAAAAACAGGAAUAGUUUAAUCUGAUUUAAUGUUAGACGGUGAGAAAAAAAAGGGUAUUUGCCUUAGUGUAUGUAAACUUCUGGUUUAAACUAUACAUACACAUAUUUUGAUGAUAAUAUUGAAUAAUACUGAAUUUCCUUCUGGGGAUCAAUAAAGUUCUUCUUAAUACUCACUAAAAUCAAUGUCAAAUUUUGCUACAGCGAAAAAUCUGAUAUUUGUGAUCCUUCUGUUCCAGACACACAGAUACACAUACUUUCCUCCUGCUCCUUUCCCUGCCCACCUCUUCCCCCCUUCUCAUCUCCCUGCUGUCCUCUCUCCUUUUGCUAUUCUUCUUGCUCUCUUCUCUUCUUCUCCUGUUCCUUUCUCUGUUCUCCUCUCUCCUCCUCCUGCUUCUCUCUCUGCUCUCCUCUCUCCUCCUGUUCCCCUCCCUGCUCUCCUCUCUCUGAUCUCCUCUCUCCUCCCGCUCCUCUCUCUGCUCUCCUCUCUCCUCCUGCUCCUCUCCUCUCCCCCAACAGCUGUCUGAUAGUUGGUACCUGUUGCACAGCAUGUUGGAGAUAGAGAAGUUGUAUCUUCCUGGUUCUCCAAACCUUGUCUCUGAUUGGUCUGAGCUGGUGCUGCUGAUAUUCAAGUUAGAACGCUGUGAGGGGAGGAGCCAUGCCCAUGCUCUGCUGUUCAGGAAGAGAGGGAGGGUGAGAUUCAUUUAGGUCAGCCUGUUCGGACUUUACAGUUAGUAUCAGUCACAGUACAGUUUACUUUUUCAGCUCAUGAGGAGGUGUCAGAAUUAUUGUCAGUCUGUUUCAGUGCUAGAUAAAAACUGCCCACAGGAGCUUUUAUAAAGAGGGACAAACAUGUAAAAAAAAUAAUAGUCUGAAGAAGAGGAUGGUUGUCUUUACAUGUUAAUUCUCACUCAAAGAUGUUUGAGCCUAAAGCAGUUAAGGACAGAAUCCAGGAGUAAAUCCAUGGAGAAAAAAUGUACCUCUAGUGUUGUCAGUGUGUUAUUUAAUGAAAGCUGCUCGAUAGCUCAGGUGUAACCGGAGGUAAAGAAACUUCAUUAAUUGUCCUUCAGAGCUGUUCUGAGCUGCAGUUUCUCGGUGCUCCUGUUUGAGCCAGUCGUCUCCUUUCCUGUUCACCUCACACCUCACUGCUCUGAAAAAGCUCCCGGCUGCUGCCUGUUAAUCCUCUGAAUUUGGCUGUUUUAUGAAUGCUGUGUUCACGUUUGCAGUUAUCACCUAGGGAAGGAGACAAAUUUGUUUUCAUUUUAGAUUAGCACUCACGUUAGUCACAUAAGCAUUCCACCAUUUCACCACACCUCUGCCCUCAGUAUCUUUUCAACAAUCCUUUUUUUUGCCUCUCUCUCACAGUGUGCCUGAGGAAUAUGUAACAAAUCUGUAAGUCAUUGGUAUGCACACAGCUCCCCUCUCUCAAUUUACAAUGCACCGCUCCAGCUUUGUGAGAGAGAAAUCCUUUGGCUUUGACUGGAAUGUUUUCUAAGGCCUGAUUUUUUCCUUUAUUCUUGUUUUGCAACAGGUUUCCUGGAUGCAAAUGUCAGGUGUGAGGACGCAGUAGUGCAUGACGUGAGGGACGAAGAGGACAUCUGAUGAAAAGCCUGUUGUGUGGUUCACGGCUCUGUCUGCAUGGGGGGCUCUGCUGGCUGGUAGAGAAGCAGAGAGGCUGAAAAUGUGAUGAAACAUCGUCUGGCUUUAUCACGCCACGGCCAGAGAAGGAAUCUAUUUGUUUAAUGAGACCGUUUCUUUUGUGAUGGGAAGAUUAGGACGUCUAAUUACCAAGGGAUUACUCAAGACCUGCUCCGGCAGUGGGCUGGACAUGGUGGUGUUAUUAAACCACUGUUCUGCUGGAUCUUUUCAGUCCUAGUUUCUUUGAGUUUGUUUUCUGGGUUGCAUUUUUCUGAAAUGGAGUUACAGCUACGUUUAUGGAGUAAGGACUGGGCCUCCUUUAUUAGGCCGUGGAUACCGAUACUGCUGGGCCUUCAUCUCCAGUUCUCCCGGGCCUCCAACUGUCCAGAGGAGUGCCGCUGUGAUCGAACCUUUGUUUACUGUAAUGAGCGCAGCCUGACCUCAGUGCCUCUGGGAAUUGGUGAGGGUUAUAAGAUCCUCUUCCUCCACAACAACCAAAUCAACAACGCUGGCUUCCCUUUGGAGCUUCACCACGUGGCAUCAGUGGAAACGGUGUAUCUCUAUGGCAACCAGCUGGAUGAGUUUCCCAUUAACCUGCCCAAAAAUGUUCGAGUUCUCCACCUGCAGGAGAACAACAUUCAGACCAUCUCCAGAGCCGCUCUCGCUCAGCUCCUUUGGCUGGAGGAGCUGCACCUGGAUGAUAACUCCAUCUCUACAGUGGGGGUGGAGGAGGGCGCCUUCAGGGAGGCCGUGAGCUUGAAGAUGCUCUUCCUCACCAAAAACCACCUGAGUAGUGUGCCUAUUGGUCUUCCUGAUGAUCUCAAAGAGUUGCGUUUGGAUGAGAACAGAAUCGCAGUCAUCGCAGAAGAAGCUUUUAGAAAUGUGACCCGCUUGCAGCGCCUCCUGUUGGACGGGAACCUGCUGACAGAUGAAGGAAUAGCACCCGGGACCUUUCAGGACCUUAUCACACUGAGGGAGCUGUCUCUGGCCCGAAAUUCACUCACCUACCCUCCUCCGUUCCUCCCAGGGGAGGUGCUGGUUAAGUUAAACUUUCAGGAUAACCAGAUGAACCAGAUCCCUGUGACAGCGUUUGCAGGGCUGCACAAGCUGGAGAGGUUGGAUAUUUCUAACAACCAGCUGCAGACACUGUCUCAGGGAGUGUUUGAAGGCCUGGUCAGCCUCCAACAGCUCACUGUCAGAAACAACCUGUGGCUUUGCGACUGCAGCGUCACGUGGGUGGUGUCGUGGCUGAAAUCCCUGCCGUCCUCUCUGAACGUGCGUGGCUUCAUGUGCCACAAACCAGAGAGGUUUCGGGGCAUGGUGAUCAGGGAGCUGAGCGCUGAGCUGCUGCAGUGUUCACAUAGCACCUGGACAACCCCCCUGCCCACCUCACCAGGUGAAUCUGACCUAACCCCCUCCUCCUCUUCUUUAACGGACCCUCCACUGCCCACUCAGUAUGUUUCUUCUUCCUCUUCUCCCAGGCGACCAUUUCCCACAUUCCCCUCUCUUUAUUCCACCUUUUCCACCAGAGGGGUAGGUCUGAGGACUAAGAAACCUCUCUCCCCGAGAAGUCAGAAUUUGCAGGUCAUGUUUGCGACUCUAAACGGAUCAGCGAUCCAUGUCAGCUGGGUGGCCACCUUUCCAGUCACCGCCUACAAGGUGACUUGGGCAAGGAUGGGUCCCAGCCUGACAGGGGAUACGGUCAGGGAGAGGAUAGUGGGUGGGGACCACCGGGGGAUCCGACUGGCUAAUCUCGAGCCAAAGUCCACCUAUCGGAUCUGUGUCAUCCCCCUGGAUGCUUUCAAUAACUACCGUCCCAAAGAUGACACAGUGUGCACAGAGGCCGUGACUAUGCUGGCGUCAUUCAGCCCUGAUACCAACAAGAGACCGUCAGGACCAGAGCAGGCCACCCAGCCAGAGACCAGCUCACCCUUCCUGCUGGCUGGGCUCAUCGGCGGGGCUGUGAUCGUUGUGCUCGUGGUCUUCCUCAGCUUCUUUUGCUGGCACAUGCACAAGAAGAGCAGCUCCAAGUCCUCCACCCAGUGGAAGUACAACCGGGGUCGGAGAAAAGACGACUACUGCGAGGCUGGCACCAAGAAAGACAACUCUAUCCUGGAAAUGACUGAGACCAGCUUCCAGAUAGUCUCGCUGAACAACGAGCAGCUGCUCAAGAGAGAUUUCCGCAUUCAGCCUAUUUACACUCCCAACGGGGGCGUCGGAUGCAGAGACUGCCCCCUGGGGAACAACAGCACAGUCUACUGCAAGAACAAUGUUCAGGAUGCAGACGUUUGUUGCACAUGAUGAUUUUUGGGAACAUCAGGAGCAUUUUUACAGACAGGAAUCCUCUUUUUCUGGACUCUGUACAGUGUUGAUAUUAUUUAAAUCCCUCCUCUUCUAGAAAUGUAAUUUAUACACGCAGUUGAACCCACCUUUUCUAUACAGAGACCUUUGAUUUGUAAGUUAUUCAUUUCUGGAGUCGUGUUGUUUAAGUUGUGUGCACACUGACAUGUACAAUCAGGAUUCAGUUAUUUUGAAGAAUCAGUUUUAGGUAAUUUUCAGUAGUUGUGAAUGAUUUAAACUCAUUGUAUACUGUAACCAAAACACAUCCACACUGUAGCAUCGUGAGGUGCUGAACCAGGAGGGGAGACAGAAGUCUGACACAUCACCAUGAGAGGGCGUAGUUUCUCAGAGUCCACCUCACUUCUCCUGUGACUGUUUUUUAUCAAGUCAUCACAGUAAUUUGGCACAUUUGUGUGAUUGCCACCACAGUCAGUAGAGAUGCAAAUUAUUAGAUUCCUGCUGGAGGAAAAUGACACAUUUUUAUGCAAAUGCCAUUUCUCUCUGCUUCAAAAUGAAAUCUAAAGGUCACACUCAUUAAACAUGGCAAAGAGGAGGCAUGCUGCUGCGUUCUCACCUGCUUUUUAAGAUUACAUUAUCACAGUUAGAGGAUCUUGUUAUCAGUGCUCACUGUGUUUUAUGGUGGGGUCACAGGAGAAGCAGCAAAAAGCACAUAUGUCAUGAAAUCGUAAACCACCUUGGUUCAACUCUUCUCCCUUAUUUUGUUUUUUAGCAAAAAUGACGUUACGGUAAACAGUAUAUAUAUAUAUGUGCCUUGAAGUUAUCAGCUUAUAAUAUGUUUUGAAUCCAUGUUUUUGCACAAACUGUAAAUACAUUCAACUGGAUGGUUGUUGGGGAAACUUCUUGCUCUUUAUUAUUAAUUACCUCAUUACAUUUUGAAUUAAAACAUAUCUCCAAAAGUGGAUUUAUUCCUG